GCUGAGUUUAGUUUUUCUCGGAAGUCACAAACUCCUGCAAGCUUUUGUUUUUCUUUUGGAUUAGUUAAAGACUUUCACCGGUGGAGAAUGGCGUAGAUGAUUUUGUACCUGAAAUUUCCCAGAGGUCCCCCUGAAUGAUGCGGGUGCCGCUGUGGUUGUGUGUGUGUGUCCUGACGCUGGACAUGAGCGCGAGCCACACACUCUUCACCUGUGAGCCGGUUCGAGUGCAGUGGUGUGUCCAAAUGCCCUACAACACCACCUUCUUCCCCAACAUGCUGGAGCACUACGACCAGGACAUCGCUGCGCAGAAGAUGAAGCUCUUCAUGCCGCUGGCCAGCCUGCGCUGUUCUCCAGACGUGCAUCUGUUCCUGUGCCAGGCCUUCGUUCCCGAGUGCCGAGAUCACACACGCGUGCUGCGCCCGUGCCGAGAGCGGUGUGAGCGCGUGCAGAACGACUGUAGCAGAGACAUGCUAACCUUCGGGAUCAGCUGGCCGUCAGAGCUGCAGUGCGACCGAUUGGAGUCGUGCCGCUUUUCUCCGGAUGGUUCUGCCGUCUCCGCCGUAGAGGAACUGACCACAUCCAGAAGCUCGCCGUCGUCCGGUCGGGAUCUGGGGUUCUGGUGUCCGCUGCAUCUGAAGACUCGGACCGGUCAGGCCAGCUCUUUCCUCGGCGCUCGAGACUGCGCUCCGCCCUGCGAUAACAUGUUCCUGAAAGCACACGAGGUUCAGUUGGCUAAGACCUUCAUCGGCGUGUGCUCCGCCGUGUGCUUGUGCGCUACUCUCUUCACGUCGCUCACCUUCCUCAUCGAUGUCCAGCGGUUCCGUUACCCCGAGCGGCCCAUCAUCUUCUACUCCGUCUGCUACACGUGUGUGUCUCUGGUGUAUUUCAUUGGUUUUCUGCUGGACACGGAGGCGGCGUGCGUGGAGCCGAGUGUGCCGGGCCGCGCAGCUACGGUAGUGCUAGGAGCCCAGAGCCGCGGCUGCACGCUGCUCUUCAUGCUGCUCUACUUCUGCUCCACCGCAGGGAUGGUGUGGUGGGUCAUCCUCACCAUCACAUGGUUUCUGGCCGCAGGGCCCAAGUGGAGCUGCGAGGCCAUCGAGAAGAAGGCGGUGUGGUUCCACGCGGUGGCCUGGGGUAUCCCCGGAGCGCUUACGGUUUCGCUGCUAGCACUGGGGAAGGUGGAGGGAGACAGCGUGAGCGGCGUAUGCUUCGUCGGCCUUUACGAUCUGGCAGCACUACGCUGGUUCGUCGUGGCGCCGCUAGCCCUCGGGGUUCUGGUCGGCCUGUCACUGUUGCUCGCCGGCAUCGUGUCUCUGAACCACGUGCGGCAGGUGAUCCAGCACGACGAGCGCAACCAGGAGAAGCUGAAGAAGUUCAUGAUCCGCAUCGGCGUGUUCAGUGGCCUGUACCUGCUGCCGCUGCUGGUGCUGCUCGGCUGCUACCUGUACGAACAAGCCCAGCGCGAGUCCUGGGAGAACAGCUGGAUCCGCCGGCACUGCCAGGAGUUCAGCAUCCCUUGCUCCCGACGCAGUGUGGAUGUGGAGCGGCCUGAGCUCUCCCUGUUCCUCGUCAAGUAUCUGAUGACGCUGGUGGUGGGAAUAUCAGCCGUGUUCUGGAUCAGCAGUAAGAAGACCUGCUGGGAAUGGGCCUCAUUCUUCAAGAGAACGCGCAAGAAAGACCCCAUCAGCGAGAGCCGGCGUGUCCUGCAGGAGUCCUGCGAGUUCUUCCUCAAGCACAACAGCCGUGUUCAACAGCACAAGGCCAAACACUACAAGUCCUCCUCACACAAGCUCAAGGUCGUGUCCAAGUCCACGGGCACCAGCACAGGCAUGCACACACCCGUCACCGGUAACCAUGACUACGCGCCUGUCACCGGUAUCCAUGACAAAACACCCGUCUCCACGGCGAUCCACAACCACAGUGUGUGCGAUGCGCCUGGUUCCUCUGAACGCAUCGGGCCGACGGAGAGACGCAGUAGAGCCGACGCUGAAAGCGCACACAGGUUGACUCCCAAAGAUGAAGUGGAGGCUGGCCAGAGCUCCGCCCACUGCAGCAACAGCCAAUGAGAGCUCUGGGUGAGGCCUCUGGCUCCGCCCACUGCAGCAGCAGCAGCAGCCAAUGAGAGCUCAGGCAGAGAAUUCUGACUCCACCCCCACAGUAGUCUCUGUGCUUUCCAUGAUUGAUGUCCACAGCACUGGUCGUGAUGUUCACACAGGAUCCGUCUCGACUGACGGUUUUAUGAGUUUGUCAGUUGUGUUGUUGAUUUUUGCAGCUGUGUGAACAGGUUUGCACAUUCGUAACAUUUCCUAAGUCAUUCAUCACUGGAAAAGUCUUAACACUGACACUUGUGACCUGAAUCUUUAGAUGAAUGCCACCGAUAAGAUUCACUAUUAAAGCAGAAUUUCUACUAGUGCUCUGACUGUACGCCAAAGACCAAAUACAGCAAUAGUGUUUACUCGUAUUACCUUUCUCUGCCUUAAAGUUAAACUUAGUCUUCAAAUUAUAUUUAUGAAGAUUAACAGUUGUAUCUUAGCUUUUCUUUUUACAUAGCUUUUCUAAAAUGUAUUUGUAAUAUGUAUGAUAUAUAGAACUUAGGCAGUGUUUUUGUCAGGAAUGAAAGUGAGGCUGUGAGAGACUGAAGGACUGUUUAAUAACAAUGUUUUAAACUGUAAACACAACUGUUUCAUGCUGACAAAUAUCCUUCAAGUACCUUUAUACACUACUUUUCUAUUGUAAAGUCUUUAGUCUUUUUCAUCUGUCUGAUUUAAUAUGACUAAGGUUUAUUGAUGUUCAUUAUUAUGCCAGUUGUUUGGGGUUUUUUGCAUCUUGUAUAGUUACAAAAAUACUUACAUAAAGACUCAUAUCCUGCACAAUCGCUAUGUGCAGUAAAUAAAACGUGCACAACAACCUCGGGUGGAGGAGAGAAUAGGUCACUUGAUAGAUUUGGAUUAUCGUUGUAUUAAUCAUCAAUUGCAAUUGUGUGAUGAAUCCUUCAGAUGAAUUUCUGUCAUAUAUUUUACUAUAAUAUGUUCUUAGCAAAAACGUUAUCUUAUCAAAAUAAAGUCUGUAGAACAGCAUCAAUGCCAA
Pimephales promelas (fathead minnow) is the source of this 3087-nucleotide messenger RNA. The record is from RefSeq and is a predicted model, not a curated record. NCBI's taxonomy places the organism in Eukaryota, Metazoa, Chordata, Actinopteri, Cypriniformes, Leuciscidae.